This is a messenger RNA of Xenia sp. Carnegie-2017, 1974 nucleotides long. Its product is annotated as zinc phosphodiesterase ELAC protein 2-like. Gene Ontology annotation, cellular component: mitochondrion. Gene Ontology annotation, biological process: mitochondrial tRNA 3'-end processing. Gene Ontology annotation, molecular function: 3'-tRNA processing endoribonuclease activity. The transcript is spliced from 5 exons. Lineage: Eukaryota; Metazoa; Cnidaria; Anthozoa; Malacalcyonacea; Xeniidae. The record is from RefSeq and is a predicted model, not a curated record. Bases 124 to 1728 code for a protein of 534 amino acids.
UGAAGUAUUGCAAUUCCGAAGAAACUCGGCUCUUGGCCUGACCAUCUUGUGGCCAAAAAUUUAUCAUGAAAUGUUUUUUUCUAUAUUUCUUGCCUCUGGCAUUUAGAAUAUUAAUGCAUUACAAUGUUUAAGCAAACAUUGUAUACAGCCAAGAAUUUGGUGUCAUGCCGUGUCCUCCUUAAAAUACACUGUCCUCUGUGGAACUCUUGCAAGAUUCACACCACAUCACAAUUUCCUUCUGAUACAGUAUGGCUCCAGGUUGUCCAGCCAGGUCAGUCUGAUGCUUCUCCUGGUUUAUAUAUAUUUACAAACUAUCAUCGAUACAUCAUUAAUGCGGGUGAAAAUACAUUAAGGAAUUUUCGCAUGGGUGGAUUACCAUCAAAGGGACUUGACAAGAUGUUCAUGACUGGCUCAACAAUCAAUCACAUUGGUGGUCUGACGAACAUGCUUCUAGCAACGCAAAAUGAUGGCUUUUCGGUCGAUAAACUUGUCGAUGUCUACGGUCCACCGAAUUUGGAUGCAUUCUUACAAACAAUACAGAAAUCUUUCCAGUACAUGAGUAAGUUCGAGUUUGUAAAACUUCACCAGAUUGAGGAACGAAUAAAUUGGCUGGAAAUUGCGAGUGAUAAUAAUUUUCAAAUUUUCGCCUUUGCUACAAGCGAUGGUUCGCAAGAGAACGGUCGGACGAUUUUCCCAAAUCUUGCCGUUUCUUACGCGUUUUUAUUACAAGAACCGCUACGAAGAGUUCGCAUGGAUGUAGCAGAAAAUCUUGGCCUGGCACAGGACGUUUUGAGAAAUGCUAUGUCAAAGUGUCAAAUGGGAUAUUCUGUUGAUUUACCUUGUGGAACACAGAUCAAUCCAGAUGACAUCCUUCAUCCGACGCCACGUCGACAAUCAUUUGUUGUCAUAGAUUGUCCAUCAAAACAAGUCCUCAACAAAUUAUCUUCUUUCAUCUCACGUGAUUUCUUCUCAAGUGAUUUGCACACUCACGUGGACAUAGUAAUUCACAUGACCGGAAAAGAUAUAGCAAAUUCCAUGGAAUACAAAUCUUGGAUGACAACGUUUGACCCAGAAACGAAACAUCUUAUGAUGAAUGAUCACGUGGUUGAAAGACCAGCUUUCACCGUCUUUGAUGAAGUUUAUGAUAGGUUAAAUAAACUUCACGUGAACAUUUUCCCGCCGCUGUACUAUUCAUUGUUUAUGGAUAAAAUUCAUUCUGGUUUUAAAGAUUUUCCUGAGGGUUCUGUCCAUUUUGCUGCUCCGACUUUGAGGUAUAAUUUUCGGCCAAUAGCCUUUGAAGGCUUUGAACAAAACUUGGUGGCUGUAAAAGCUGUAAAUGAAAAAGUACUGUCGGCAAAUGGAAGUCGUUCAAAUGUGUUCGCAAGCUCUACGUUGAGCAACGAUUUUCAGGUUGUUUUCCUUGGAACUGGUUCCCGUAUUUCAUCAAAUCUUCGCAAUACUAGCGCGAUUUUGUUGAAUUUGAGUGAUGAAACGUCCAUUUUAAUGGACUGUGGCGAAGGGACGUUGAGACAGAUGUUUUAUCAUUACGGAGACGAUGUGAACACGAUGCUAAAGCGAAUCCGUACCGUGUUCGUCUCCCAUAUGCAUAUUGACCAUCAUUUGGUAGGUUCGUACUUUUAUAUUAUUGCUGCUAUUAGUUUUACAAUACUCCACAUAACACGUUGGCUCAAUCUUUUUCACCUAAGAUACGUAAAACGAAACCUGUAAAAUUCAUUUUCUUCAAUCGAAACCGAUUUUAGACAAACCAUCUUAAUUGUUUAAAACCAGUCUAUGGUUAGUCCACGGUCCAAAUAAGUUUAUUGUUGAUAGCGUAAUUUUAAAUCUAAAUGCCAUAUAAACUCUGUUAAUUGUCAGUUUUGAAAGAAUCAAAUCUUACAAAUCAAAUGUGUUUUAGGUAUUUUGGCUGAGCUCCAAUCUCUAACCUGUUAUAAUAUAUGUUCAUUACUGACGCAA